Tuber melanosporum (Perigord truffle) is the source of this 5007-nucleotide messenger RNA. RefSeq lists its product as uncharacterized. Gene Ontology annotation, molecular function: metal ion binding. Bases 172 to 4476 code for a protein of 1434 amino acids. The transcript is spliced from 11 exons. The record is from RefSeq and is a predicted model, not a curated record. Lineage: Eukaryota; Fungi; Ascomycota; Pezizomycetes; Pezizales; Tuberaceae.
CCGCCAUAUCUGGAGCCUGUAUGUAUUCGAUAAACGGGGAACACUAACUCUCUCGAUAAGCUCUACCCCCGAAUAACUCUGGAUCCUGCUCGACGACCAUGGGUACGGUGUGAAACCCGAUUCAGGAAAGGGGAGGGAGGAGAGAGAAAAAGAAAAGAAAAGAAACUUACCAUGGUGUGGUCCAAGGAACUUGCCACAGAUAGAUUACGAUUGUUUCCCCCCUGUCGGAAGAUUGCCCAGGACUCCCAUGCUAGGGCUGGGCCUACUAAAGCGGAGGACAGCGUUGCUUUACCCCAACCUAGUACUCCGGUUCAUCAGAUGUGGCCGGCUCAUGAGUCAUCAUCGUCAACGAUCUCGGAACUCUCGGAGGUUCCCACCCUCCCGAGCUCUCCGGGGUAUAUAAAGGUUGAGGGUGAUGGUGAUGGAAAUAAAGCAGGCUGUUCUGAAGCUACCCCUAUAUCUCCUACUGCGCGGCCUAGAGCCCGUCGCCCCCGCCGGAUUGAUCAUUGUGCAGAUCCUGAGAUGGUUGCUGCAUUGCGAGUGCCAGACACCAACCCUGAAAUAAUAAUCACCGACUAUCGUCGUGUAUCUCAGCGAGUUCGCGAUUCGGCGUUGAGGAGUUCUCAUGCCAGAGUCUCAAAAAUAUCCCCACUUGCUACAAGGCGUAGAUCAAAAAACACAGUGAGGCAUCCUAUGAAUCUCAAGAAAGAAGAGACGGAACACGAGUUGGCGUCUCCCGAGAUUUUAAAAGAUGUCGAAAUUUUUUCUUUAGGUGUUGCUAAUGGUAUACAACAGAUCCCACUGGCACCUAAUAAAGAUGCCAUGGCUCCCUCAAUAUUGAAGAGGAAGCAUGAUGAAAAAAGGCAGAAUUUGGGGGGUUUAGCCAUUACAGAUUCAGCCGACACUGUUGCUACAACGGAGACCGAACCUGAGUGUGUCAGUGCAAAGCAUUUACUGCUUGGACACAUUGACAACCCUUGUGAAAACAAUAUUGGAUUGGGGAGAGCACGGCGCUAUUCUGGGGAUAAAGAUUCUAGUGAACGAGGGACGCUUUCGGAACUACAUGGUAUGGUUAGAAAAGAUACCAUGUAUACUAAUGGUCGGUCUACAGAUGAUGGAGGUGAGAGCCCCCAGAGCCCCAUAGAAGAUGAAGGGCUUUCUCUGAAUGCAGAUAACAUUCUUCUCAAUGAAGGUUUUGGCUCAGAAGUACAAGAAUUUGACGAUUCUCUAAAACUCUCGGAUGAGAAUGUUUUGAAAAAACAAAAACUCAAUAACAGUCAAGUUUUAGAACUCUCAGAAGCAAAAGCUUUGGGGGGGUUCAAUGAGCCAGAUGUUCGUGACCCGCGCGUCGACGAGAAUGCAUUCCGGGUGGUAGAUGGUGUUUUAUCCAUUCCUCGUGGAUGUGAUUUUUGCGGUGAGCUUCGUUAUUUUUGUGAUCGAGCCCUACCUUGCGGUAGGUGUGUACGUACUGGGCGUGAGCGUGAAUGCAAGAGGGAACUUGGGUGGAUGCCCGCUAGGCCCAAGCAACAACGCAUCAAGCAAGGAGACGAUACCCGAGCUGCGCUGCCACCACACCCAGGAGCAUCUUCUAGCAAGAAUUUAGGGGAUUUGUCCCUCCAAAGUACAUCUGUCAUAAGAAGAGGGAGACCAAGAAAAUCCGAUGUCAGAGGUGGGGAGAUCAAGAGCGAGACCAAAAAUGAAAUCAACGAGAUGAAAAAGGUGAAACCCUUACUUUGGAGCUCAAUAGAUUUUCAAAAGAACAAGCCUCCUGGUAUUCGCAAACCAGAAGUAUGGUGUGAAACCCGCCAAGAACUUUGUGAGAGUUUGCCCUACUACCGGAGCUAUCAGGCGGGUUGCUAUGGCCAUGACGGCUUGGUGCAUGGUGGCGGAAAGUCAGGGACUGACGACAAUGGCCAACGGAGACUACUCAUGGAUCAGACUAUUGACGACAACACAAUCAAAUACCUAAUUAGAAAUAUGAAUCAGAAGUGGCCGUUGGUCUUGAUAAUGGGCAAUCAAUGUACAAACUCUCCAUCAAAGAUCCCUCAUAGAUACUGUGUGAUGGAUUGGUUCAAGGUGACCGCGGCCUGGGCUGAGAGAGACCCACUCAGCCAAUGCAUUCGGUGGAAGUUUCGGUUUGAAAAACUAAAUACCACUUCCGAUGGCUGGUGGGCUGCCACUCCAUCUGAAGAGUCAAAUCCUCCCCAGGAGAUGACCAAAGUUAGUUGCUCAAGCUGUGAGAAGGAAAGCCCUCAUAUUUAUGAAGAAGGUUGGGCUUGUCUCAAUCCCAAUUGCAAGCGCUUUUGGAUGAUUAAUGACGCUGGUAUGCCCACCAAACUUAACUACACGGAAAACUUCCUAAGUUGUCGUACCCCGUGGCCCGAAGAUUUCCUCCAGCCACCCAAUUCAUUGGCACCACCUUUGGAUACUGAACUCUCUGCCCAUGUAGAGAGUGGUGGUGUCUCGCGCCCUUUCUGGAAGGGAAUGUGUUGUCCUACAUGUGGACGUUUGAGUUGUAGAGAACUUUGGGCUGGGUGGCUUUGUCCGGCAUGCGGGUUUUCUUAUAAUCCGCCUCGCACCGUCUUUGAUGCUGCACGUCUUGCAGAUCCUCACCGGCCUGUCUACACUGGGCCCGCCAUUCCAAAUAAUUUCCACAAUGAGGAGAUAAACUCAAAGAGGUUCGUUAAAGAGGGGAUGACAGUGGUUCAGUAUCAGCUAGGAGAUUGCGGUACUGUCACACAUAUUCUGGCUAACAAGGUGAGCAACUCGAGACAUGAGGAUGCCAACUGGUUAUUGGAAAAUUAUCAAAACCUUGAUAUGCCGUUUAGGCGAUUUCCUAUGAAGUGCCAUCACUCUCAAGGAAGAUUGCUCACCCAGCAGUUUAUGUACAACUGUGGCGCUCCCUACAAAUUCAUUGUCGAUGUCAAUAGCCUCCCUUUCCACGACUCCCCCCCUGUUGUCCUAAAGGCUCUGGAUUUGAUACACCAGCGCGUCCAGUUAAUCCAUCCCGAGGCCCAGUUCAACGAGGUUCUCAAUGUGGGGUAUUUCGAAAAACAGAAAAUGGAUUAUCACGACGAUGGCGAAGAAGGGUUAGGGGAAACGGUAGCCUCUAUCUCUCUUGGUGGUUCGGCAAGAAUGAAAUUUCGUGUGAAAUCUAAGUAUAAGAGUGAUCGGCAUUGUUGGACAACCGAACCUGAGAAGCAUCCCCAAGACGCUGGGUCCGGUUACAGCAUUUGCAACGAGGAGAAUCUGGAAGAUGAAGAGGAGGAAAUUUCUGGAGAGAUAGCAGCGGGUCUUCAAACCAAUGCAUCCUCUAUGCGUGCUAAGGGAAGGUCCAAUAAAGCCAUGCUAGAUUUAUGCCUUAACCACGGCGAUGUUAUGGUGAUGAAAGGGGCAGGAAUUCAAACUCACUGGGAGGCAAGACUAUUCAGAAUUGCCGCGACUGCAAGAUAUAUAGCCCACAACGCAUCAGAAGGAGCCUCGGAGAAGCAGACAAUAUUGGAAACUGAGACGAAUAGUGAUGUUUCAGCUUUACCUUUUACUGACACCAAGUCCAUUAAGGUAGAGGACUCCACAAUAGAUGUUGACGGUAUCCAAACAAUCUCAGCCAACGGGCUCGAUGGAUCCGAUCAGUCUGGUGUGAUUUAUGAGAGGGCUAAUCCCUCCCAAAGUCCGGUUGAGCUCCAUGGGCCGGGGUUUGCCAUCUCCCCGGCUGCGUCUAUAUCACAAGAAACCUCAUCAAUUCCUGUCGCUUCGUCUCCUUGCAGAGGGCGCCAGGGAUUGAAUACUUACACACAAACUGAGGCAUCGCAGCAACCGUUUUUCCCUCAAAAUAUGCCUAUGCCCACAGAACCUAUUCCUCCCCUCGAAACUAUCGCUUCCUUCACACGCUCUAGCCACCAAAUACAAUUACCCCACCUUUAUGAUAUGGGGUCCCCACACCCUCCCCCACCCACUAACCAACCUGGAAGCUACCACAGGGGAGGGAGUCCAGAAUUCCCGAAUCCCCCAAAUACAUACUACCCCCCAACAACCCAGACACAGAUCACACCUUCAUGCCAUACCGGUCCUUAUGGACAGGGAUUGACAUCGGAUGACAGAAACUCCUACAUGCCCCCGCCGUGGUUUAAUAGACAGAGCUCACCGACAUACCCCUUCAAUAGUCACUCCUCGUACGAGCAUUACUCACCUUCAGAAGUGUACAACAUCUCAGAAAAAGCAAAUAAUAUUCAAAACACUUUUAACACCACCCCUCAGAAAUCAAAUGUUUAUCAUAACAUUUUCUGCGGCAGCGAUCAGGGAGCCAAUGAGCUCGAAAACCCCCUCACCAGCAAUGCGACUCCGAUGCAUCUAUCUAAUACGUCUGGCCUUUUUCAGAACGACAACAGCAACAACGAGGCUGGGAAUCCGGAAGCUAGCUAUGCUGGCUCCUUCGACACCGAUAGCACUGAUAAGAGGCACGUCCAGCUGCUUUAGGAAAUGUGGCAAGUGGAUCUGCGACAAGACAUUUCGGAUGCCUUUGAAUGGUGGUAAUAUAGGGUCGUUCAAGAUAAAAAACUCUCCUCCUUAUUUUCAUCAGUUUCCAUUGAUACAAAAAGCUAUCCUUCUCAUUGCUUUCACCUUGUUCCGCUCUUUUUUUUCUCUUCUUUUUUUCUUCUUUUUUAUCCUCUCUUUCAACAGCAGGGAGGCUUUAGGUCGGAUGCCUGGCUUAAAGUUUGCAUCGCGAAACAUUCUUUGAAAUAUACUUUUAAUGGGCCUUUAUUACUCUUCUUUGCGUCUCACUUGAUGAUUGCUUCCCAUUUUCAUGUUAUAAGGAUUUCGCCAGCACCUGGGGGCGAAGAUUCAGCGAAAUCUGUUUCUAUUUUUUCUCCUGAUUGCUUCUAGGUUCCGUUACGAGCACGAUUGAUUGAUGUACUGUGGAGGGGGGUUUGUGUCGGCUUAGGUGAAAAGGCCUUAUUUGAUGGUUGUACCCUUUAAUUCAAUGAAUAUCCACAAAAUUCAUGGAAA